AUGGAUGGAUCAGAAGACAAUUUAUUUGGACAAAUGGAGGAGGAAAUUGAUGAAAAUGAAAGGGAAAUUGUAGAUAUAGAUAGUGAUUCAGCUGAUGAAUUAGAAGAGGAAGAAUUAGAUCCGGGUGGUGCUUAA
Messenger RNA from Paraglomus brasilianum, 135 nucleotides. Lineage: Eukaryota; Fungi; Glomeromycota; Glomeromycetes; Paraglomerales; Paraglomeraceae. The record is from the annotation of a GenBank genome assembly.